This is a messenger RNA of Manis javanica (Malayan pangolin), 1744 nucleotides long. Lineage: Eukaryota; Metazoa; Chordata; Mammalia; Pholidota; Manidae. The record is from RefSeq and is a predicted model, not a curated record.
AUGGAAAGAGCCAGGCGAAGGGGAGGCGGCAGUGGCCGCGGCCGCGGCGGCAAGAAUUUAGGGGGCUCUGGCCUAAGCAAGAGUAGACUCUAUCCUCAGGCCCAGCACUCCCACUACCCCCACUACGCGGCUUCAGCCACCCCUAAUCAGGCUGGGGGCGCCGCAGCCGAAAUCCAGGAGCUGGCCUCCAAACGAGUGGACAUCCAGAAAAAGAGGUUUUACCUAGACGUGAAGCAGAGCUCCAGGGGCCGGUUCCUCAAGAUAGCCGAAGUCUGGAUAGGGAGAGGCCGGCAGGACAAUAUCAGAAAGAGUAAACUGACCCUCUCCCUGUCUGUGGCAGCGGAGCUGAAGGACUGUCUCGGUGACUUCAUCGAGCACUACGCCCACCUGGGCCUGAAAGGCCACCGGCAAGAGCAUGGCCACGGCAAAGAGCAAGGCUCCAGACGGAGACCGAAGCACUCGGCACCCUCUCCACCAGUCUCCGUGGGGUCCGAAGAGCACCCUCACAGUGUCCUCAAAACAGACUACAUUGAGAGGGACAACAGGAAAUAUUAUCUAGACCUAAAAGAAAACCAACGGGGCCGCUUCCUAAGGAUUAGACAAACCGUGAUGCGGGGGACAGGCAUGAUAGGUUAUUUUGGCCACAGUUUGGGCCAGGAACAGACUAUCGUACUCCCAGCACAAGGAAUGAUUGAGUUCCGUGAUGCCUUGGUUCAGCUCAUUGAAGACUAUGGAGAAGGGGACAUAGAAGAACGAAGGGGUGGAGACGAUGAUCCACUUGAACUCCCAGAGGGGACUUCUUUCAGAGUGGACAAUAAAAGAUUCUACUUUGAUGUGGGCUCUAAUAAAUAUGGAAUUUUCCUGAAGCUCUCAAAUUACCCUAAAUCCAGAGAGAAUACCAACCCUUUUCACUGUUGUCAAAUCCAGCAUAAGGAACAGCCCUAUGACACUACAAAAACAGUUGAGGAAUAAGGAGUAAGUCUCUUAUGUUACACUUCAGAAUAAAGGCACUGGGUGAAAGAAAUGAAACGAAGUUCAUCGUGAAUACAAGGCUUCUGUACUUGAUGUUUCUCCACGGAUGGGAAGGCAAGUGUCAACUCCACUGGCAACAUUUUCAAACCGAUCUCAUGUGGAUUAUCUCCCACCAGACUGGAGUACUUUCUUAUCAGGUUAGGUUUUGGGCGGAAGGGGUUGCUUAAAUUCGUCAAACAAAAAACACCAUUUGUCGUCAUGGAAGUAGAGACAUAGAUUUGAAAAUACUUUCUUAAGAGACCAUGUAACUCUGUAACUCUGAAUUUAAAAUUCGAGGAGGAGGGAUCAUUGCAACCCACUGCCUCUCACAAGAAACACGUUUUUUUAAAUCUGUCACUGCUCUAGUGUUAACAGGGUGCAAAGUGGUUUUCGUCCUGUGUUGUGCUGAAAAGGUUCUCGUUGUGGUGAUUGUAUUGUACUGUAGGAAAACAAAUCAUAAAUUGCCUUGUUUUGUUUAUAAUAGAUCAGACCACGUACCACUUCAGUUUUCAUUGUUUCGGAUUUUCCAGUGAUGCAUGUUAACAGUUAGGUCCUAAAAUUCUGGGGUGCUAAUUCUUCCAUAUCCAAUGGUGCUUUUGUGGAUGCUAACUGGACACAUGCUGAACAAAGCUUGAAAUUUAAAACUUUCCUCCCUUCCUCUGUUUAUAUAAAGGAAAAUAAAAUAACUUGAAUUUGUCUCAAAGUAUCAUUGACAAUCUAAUAAACUGGUUUA